AUGAAACACUGCGAGGUGGAUAUGCGCAUCCUCGCGUCUCUUCUCGAGCCAGCAUUAGCAACAACAGCGGCGUCACCAGCCACGUCGCCCACGGCAACACUGCAGGUACCGCCAGCCACGUUGCCGGACGCAGGAGGAGAGCCAGCAGAAACCACAAGAGAAGAGGCGUCUCCACCUGCGUCACCAUCCGCAGUACCAGUUGAACGACCAGCUGCACCACAAGUGGUUGCACCAGCCGCGUCACCAGCCACAACAGGAGUGGCCAAGGAGGCCACAACACAACUGCAGUCUCCAGCCGUAUUGCCGUCCACAACACAACUUGAACCAGCAGCUGCUACACACAUGGCAUCUCCCGCCACGUCCCCAUCUACAACACAUGUCUCAUCAGACGUGACACAAGUGACGUCGGCACCUAAAAUUGAAGUGGCGUUGCCACCCACAACGAGAGCAAUUCUUCGAGCCUCAUCGCCAGGCAUAACGGAAGUUACAGCACCAGCAGCCUAUCUAACCACAAAACAUGUAGCCUCAUUACCUUUAGAGCAGUUGGUGUCCAAUGCAUGGCCGUCAGCCUCCACACAAAUAUCAUCCGCCAUCCCCAUUGCCUGCUACAGCAGGCAUCCUAUUACCAGUCGUGUUGUCAGAUACAACACUCAGAAAGUAACCAGUGCUGUUGCCAGAUACAACAUCCGUCAAGGCACCAAACCUGUUGCCAGAUACAGCACACGCUGUGUCACCAGUCCUGCUGCUGGAUACAGCACACAUCCUGUCACCAGCCUUGCUGCCCGAUUCAGCACACGCAGUGUCACCAAUCCUGCUGCCGGAUUCAGCACACGCUGUGUCACCAGUCCUGCUGCUGGAAUCAGCACACGCAGUGUCACCAGUCCUGCUGCCAGAUUCAGCACACGCAGUGUCACCAGUCCUGCUGCCGGAUUCAGCACACGCAGUGUCACCAGUCCUGCUGCCGGAUUCAGCACACACAGUGUCACCAGUCCUGCUUCCGGAUUCAGCACACGCAGUGUCACCAGUCCUGCUGCCAGAUUCAGCACACGCAGUGUCACCAGUCCUGCUGCUGGAUUCAGCGCACGCAGUGUCACCAGUCCUGCUGCCGGAUUCAGCACACGCAGUGUCACCAGUCCUGCUGCCGGAUUCAGCACACGCAGUGUCACCAGUCCUGCUGCCGGAUUCAGCACACGCAGUGUCACCUGUCCUGCUGCCCGAUUCAGCACACGCAGUGUCACCAGUCCUGCUGCCCGAUUCAGCACACACAGUGUCACCAGUCCUGCUGCCAGAUUCAGCACACGCAGUGUCGCCAGUCCUGCUGCCAGAUUCAGCACACGCAGUGUCACCAGUCCUGCUGCCAGAUUCAGCACACGCAGUGUCACCAGUCCUGCUGCCGGAUUCAGCGCACGCAGUGUCACCAGUCCUGCUGCCGGAUUCAGCACACGCAGUGUCACCAGUCCUGCUGCCGGAUACAGCACACGCAGUGUCACCAGUCCUGCUGCCGGAUUCAGCACACGCAGUGUCACCAGUCCUGCUGCCCGAUUCAGCACACGCAGUGUCACCAGUCCUGCUGCCCGAUUCAGCACACACAGUGUCACCAGUCCUGCUGCCAGAUUCAGCACACGCAGUGUCACCAGUCCUGCUGCCCGAUUCAGCACACGCAGUGUCACCAGUCCUGCUGCCCGAUUCAGCACACACAGUGUCACCAGUCCUGCUGCCAGAUUCAGCACACGCAGUGUCACCAGUCCUGCUGCCAGAUUCAGCACACGCAGUGUCACCAGUCCUGCUGCCAGAUUCAGCACACGCAGUGUCACCAGUCCUGCUGCCGGAUUCAGCGCACGCAGUGUCACCAGUCCUGCUGCCGGAUUCAGCACACGCAGUGUCACCAGUCCUGCUGCCCGAUUCAGCACAUGCAGUGUCACCAGUCCUGCUGCCCGAUUCAGCACACACAGUGUCACCAGUGCUGCUGCCAGAUUCAGCACACGCAGUGUUACCAGUCCUGCUGCCGCAUUCAGCACACGCAGUGUCACCAGUCCUGCUGCCAGAUUCAGCACACGCAGUGUCACCAGUCCUGCUGCCGCAUUCAGCACACGCAGUGUCACCAGUCCUGCUGCUGGAUUCAGCGCACGCAGUGUCACCAGUCCUGCUGCCCGAUUCAGCACGCGCAGUGUCACCAGUCCUGCUGCCAGAUUCAGCACACGCAGUGUCACCAGUCCUGCUGCUGGAUUCAGCGCACGCAGUGUCACCAGUCCUGCUGCCGGAUUCAGCACACGCAGUGUCACCAGUCCUGCUGCCGGAUUCAGCACACGCAGUGUCACCAGUCCUGCUGCCGGAUUCAGCACACGCAGUGUCACCUGUCCUGCUGCCCGAUUCAGCACACGCAGUGUCACCAGUCCUGCUGCCCGAUUCAGCACACACAGUGUCACCAGUCCUGCUGCCAGAUUCAGCACACGCAGUGUCGCCAGUCCUGCUGCCAGAUUCAGCACACGCAGUGUCACCAGUCCUGCUGCCAGAUUCAGCACACGCAGUGUCACCAGUCCUGCUGCCGGAUUCAGCGCACGCAGUGUCACCAGUCCUGCUGCCGGAUUCAGCACACGCAGUGUCACCAGUCCUGCUGCCGGAUACAGCACACGCAGUGUCACCAGUCCUGCUGCCGGAUUCAGCACACGCAGUGUCACCAGUCCUGCUGCCCGAUUCAGCACACGCAGUGUCACCAGUCCUGCUGCCCGAUUCAGCACACACAGUGUCACCAGUCCUGCUGCCAGAUUCAGCACACGCAGUGUCACCAGUCCUGCUGCCAGAUUCAGCAGACGCAGUGUCACCAGUCCUGCUGCCAGAUUCAGCACACGCAGUGUCACCAGUCCUGCUGCCGGAUUCAGCGCACGCAGUGUCACCAGUCCUGCUGCCGGAUUCAGCACACGCAGUGUCACCAGUCCUGCUGCCCGAUUCAGCACAUGCAGUGUCACCAGUCCUGCUGCCCGAUUCAGCACACACAGUGUCACCAGUGCUGCUGCCAGAUUCAGCACACGCAGUGUUACCAGUCCUGCUGCCGCAUUCAGCACACGCAGUGUCACCAGUCCUGCUGCCAGAUUCAGCACACGCAGUGUCACCAGUCCUGCUGCCGCAUUCAGCACACGCAGUGUCACCAGUCCUGCUGCUGGAUUCAGCGCACGCAGUGUCACCAGUCCUGCUGCCCGAUUCAGCACGCGCAGUGUCACCAGUCCUGCUGCUGGAUUGAGCACACGCAGUGUCACCAGUCCUGCUGCCGGAUUCAGCACACGCAGUGUCAGCAGUCCUGCUGCCAGAUUCAUCACGCGUUCUGUCACCAGUCCUGCUGCCAGCUACAACAUGAUUCGCAUUGCAAGAUUCUGA
Molecule: messenger RNA, 3372 nt
Organism: Schistocerca cancellata (South American locust)
Lineage: Eukaryota; Metazoa; Arthropoda; Insecta; Orthoptera; Acrididae
Exons: 2
Coding region: 1-3372 (1123 amino acids)
Source: RefSeq, a predicted model, not a curated record